GUAGUGUAAUUGACCUGUACCUUCUAAUACUCCUUUUUAGCAAGAUACAAAGAAGCUUUUUUUUUAUUAGACUUAAAUCAAAGUAACUUAGCGCAUCAUUCCAUAUUCCCUUAUUAUUCUCUAAGUUCUUUUUAUUUUUGAUUCCUAUUUUGUUUUGACGAUUACGGAAUUAGCAUUAAGUCGUAUUAUUCUUAUUGGCAUAUAUUUAUUAUAGCUAUUAAUUUAUAAAAUACUGUUUGGUAAAAAGAGAGGGAAGAGGCUAAAAGAUGAUUCCCCUGUUCUUUCUAUGUUAGAAAUCUACAUAGCAAUAUUAAUGUAUUCUACACAAAAUGCUGGCUUCCUUCACUUGCGUUUUUCUACAUUUUUACAUGGAAAAAGUGGCCUUUUUCUAUGAAUUAGGGUCUUAGUACUGAACUGUAGGGAGUGUUUUUCUCUAAGUUCAGCAAGGUCUAUCGUAUUCUUUACCAAGCUUCUAUAUCAGUGAACGUAAAUAGGCAAAUUAUUGAUUUACAACACUUAUCGUCACUUAGUUCUAUUCACAAUUUAGUGAGCAAGGGGGGAAAACUUGUUUUUAGUUAUUUACUUAAGUUUAGUUUUUUUUUCAAAAAGUGCGAAGAUAGACAACUGAGAAAGUCAAUGUCGGCCUUAGUACCUUCUGAUGCUGUAGCGUUGUUGUAUCGGCGUUACCUCAAGUCAGCCAACCGCAUUCCCAACGUUACCAUCCGCAUGCUACUUAUCCAACAGAUUAGAAGCGGAUUUCGUCGUAAUCGUACCAUUAGAAGCGCCCCUGCGCAGCGUGAGUUAAUUAGUCAGGCACAUAAGGAUCUUAACAUCUUAGAGGAUGAUCGCCUCUCGCGGACACUGUAUAUUAAUCGUCUCGGACUAGUUUCGUGUUUAGAUUGGGAAGUACGUCGAACAGAAUAUAACUUUGCCCCUGAAACGCAUAUUAUAAUUUCGGUACUAUUAUCCUUUGCUUUUGUACUUUUUGCUAUCAUGAUAUUCAAUAGCAAGCGCAUUGAGGAGUACCGCCCUGACAUCGCUAACAUGGUGGAUCUCAUGGCAAUGCGACUGGAGGGUGACUCCAUAGAAGAACUCAAGGCACUGCGUCAGCAACAGGUGCGCAAUGGUCUUGAAAGACUGGAGCAUCAGUUGUCGCUAGAGCAACGAGUUCUGGCGACAUUUCACGAGGCACCGAAGAUAAGGCAAUAGCCACUUUGAAUGCCUAACGGCACACCGGCAAGUAAUGAGCACCGAGGUCCUGUUGUGUGAACAUCUUGAGCUUUAUAAAACGACAUCAAAUGUUAUAAUGUUAA
Messenger RNA from Phytomonas sp. Hart1, 1313 nucleotides. The record is from the annotation of a GenBank genome assembly. Lineage: Eukaryota; Euglenozoa; Kinetoplastea; Trypanosomatida; Trypanosomatidae.